Messenger RNA from Penicillium oxalicum, 540 nucleotides. RefSeq names its product translation machinery-associated protein 16. The record is from RefSeq and is a predicted model, not a curated record. The transcript is spliced from 3 exons. Bases 1 to 540 code for a protein of 179 amino acids. NCBI's taxonomy places the organism in Eukaryota, Fungi, Ascomycota, Eurotiomycetes, Eurotiales, Aspergillaceae. Gene Ontology annotation, cellular component: nucleus.
AUGCCCAGUGUUUCUCUUUCCAAGGUGCACAAGCACAUCUCAAAGAAGCGGGGGGCCAUGGACUCCAUGCAUGAGAACAGUCGUGACGCUCGGCGUCUGCGCCGAGCAGGUUCCAGAGAAGAACGACUUUCUCACCAUGCUGGCAUGGUGCUCAAGGCUCGCCAACCCUACAUGGAGCGCAUUCAAUACUUCCAUGAUGCCAUUCAAGACAAGGAAGAGCCGUUGUCUGACACUCAACUGGCGGAGCUGAUUCUCAAUUGCAUUCACAGAGACGACGAUGAACUUACGCGGCUUAAGUCUGAGCGCCGAAAAGGGCGGCCGCCAACCCGACGAGAGGAGCUUUUGAACCAGCGAACCGAAACCGAGGAGAAGGAAUUCAAGACCGGCUUCUGGUUGCCUGAUUUGGGUGAUGCCGAUGUAUUGCAUGCAUUGAAGCAAUGGAAUGGACAUUGGGCCGGUCUCAGUUCGGUGAAGUUUAUCCGUAUUACACAAGAAGGAGCGAAGCAAUCCUCAACUUUCCCUCCGAAGGGCAUGUCAUGA